Messenger RNA from Aspergillus candidus, 1871 nucleotides. Its product is annotated as karyopherin alpha. Lineage: Eukaryota; Fungi; Ascomycota; Eurotiomycetes; Eurotiales; Aspergillaceae. Gene Ontology annotation, biological process: NLS-bearing protein import into nucleus. Gene Ontology annotation, cellular component: nucleus; cytoplasm; nucleoplasm. The transcript is spliced from 2 exons. The record is from RefSeq and is a predicted model, not a curated record. The coding region runs from base 263 to 1663 and encodes 466 amino acids. Gene Ontology annotation, molecular function: protein binding; nuclear import signal receptor activity.
CUUGUCCUUAAGUCUGGCUGGCGGAUUGGGUGGUCUUGUGAUUUUCCCUCGCCCCCCCGUCUAGACUGUUUGUUUUUCUCUUUGCCUCUUUUUCAUAUCUUUUUCACCGCCCGGUUGCUAAGUCGGAGUGGAUGAUGGGUCAACCAAUUUCCUCCGGGACCGCACGACCCACCCGCUUAUCCUUGCCCUCUCUACUCGAGUAUGGAAAAUACCUUGACAUGGCUAACACUGGUUUGUUCAGUUGAACGUGGAACUCCCGCAGAUGGUCAAGGGGGUCUUCUCCGAACACAUCGACUCGCAGAUCCAGGCCACCACCAAAUUCAGGAAGCUUCUAUCCAAGGAGCGUAAUCCUCCCAUCGAGCGUGUUAUCGAGACCGGCGUCGUGUCCCGUUUCGUGGAAUUCCUCCGAUCCCCCCACACUUUGGUUCAGUUCGAGGCUGCUUGGGCCUUGACCAACAUCGCCUCUGGAUCUGCCCAACAGACUCAGGUGGUCAUCGAGGCCGGUGCCGUCCCCAUCUUCGUCGAGCUCCUGAGCAGCCCCGAGCCUGAUGUCCGGGAACAGGCGGUUUGGGCCCUGGGUAACAUUGCGGGUGACAGCCCUCAAUGCCGGGACUUUGUGCUCAACGCCGGCGCUCUCCGUCCCCUGCUGACCCUCAUCAACGAUGGUCGAAAGCUGAGCAUGCUCCGUAACGCCACAUGGACCCUGAGUAACUUCUGCCGUGGCAAGACGCCUCAACCUGAUUGGACCACCAUCGCUCCCGCUCUUCCUGUCCUCGCUAAACUUAUUUACAUGCUUGAUGAUGAAGUCCUGAUUGACGCUUGCUGGGCUAUCUCUUACCUGUCCGAUGGUUCCAACGAUAAGAUCCAGGCUGUGAUCGAGGCGGGCAUUCCCCGUCGUCUGGUGGAGCUCCUGAUGCACGCCUCUACCUCCGUCCAAACUCCCGCUCUCCGGUCGGUUGGAAACAUUGUCACUGGUGAUGACGUCCAGACCCAGGUGAUCGUCAACUGCGGCGCUCUCCCCGCCCUUCUUUCCCUCCUGAGCUCCACCAAGGACGGCAUCCGCAAGGAGGCCUGCUGGACGAUCUCCAACGUCACCGCUGGCAACUCGAACCAGAUCCAGUCCGUUGUUGAUGCUAACAUCAUCCCGCCCCUGAUUCACCUGCUUGCCAAUGGUGACUUCAAGACCCGUAAGGAAGCCUGCUGGGCCAUCUCGAACGCCACCUCUGGUGGUCUGCAGAAGCCCGAGCAGAUCCGCUAUCUUGUCUCCCAAGGGUGCAUCAAGCCCCUGUGCGACCUCCUGGCCUGCCCUGACAACAAGAUCAUCCAGGUUGCUCUGGAUGGUCUGGAGAACAUCCUCAAGGUUGGUGAUAUGGAUAAGGAGACGGCACAGGCCGGUGAGGCCCGCGUCAACCGUUACGCCUUGUUCAUCGAGGAGGCUGGCGGUAUGGAGAAGAUCCACGACUGCCAGAACAACGCCAACGAGGAGAUCUACAUGAAGGCCUACAACAUCAUUGAGAAGUACUUCUCUGAUGAGGACGAAGCGGCCGGUGAUAUCGACGAGCUUGCUCCCCAGCAAACGCAAACCGGCUUCACCCUCGGCACGCAGCAACAGCAGCCGGGCGGUUUCAGCUUCGCCAACGGUGGCGAUUCCAUGGAUAUGUAAAAUGGGAUCUUUCCCAGUCGGCAGUUUUCUUUUUACUUGAAUUGAUACCUGAACUUUUUUUUCCCUUCAACUCUUUUUUCUUGUUAGACCCCUUGCGUGGUGGCAUUCCUGUCCCCCGGCCCCUCCACCCCGCUAUCCCCUCCUACCCAAAAAGAAAAAGAAAAAAUGGAGUAUUUCUUCCUGUUCAUGGACAUUCAUGUUGGUUCUC